AUGAGCACCCCAGGCGUGCUGACCUUCACCCAGCAAGCCUGGGAGCAGGUCCUGGCCAAAGUGAAACGGGCCGUGGUCUACCUGGACGCCGCCUGCGCCGAGAGCCUGCACUGGGGCUGCGGGUCCUCACGGCUGCUGGAGGCGGUGGGGAGCUCUGCGUGUUACGUGCGGGAGUUCGAGCCCGCCGCAGUUGGUGGCGGAACCGAGCAGCCCAAAGCGGUGUUUGUGUUGAGUUGCCUGCUGAAAGGCCGGACCGUGGAGACCCUACGGGACAUCAUCUGCCGCAGUCACUUCCAGUAUUGUGUGGUGGUCACGGCUGUGAAUCACGCAGUCCACCUCACGGCUAAUCACGUGCCGCCGGCGGCGGCGGCUGAGCUGGAAGGGCAGCAGCCAGUGUUCGAGCAACUGGAGGAGAAGCUGUGUGAGUGGAUGGGCAACAUGAACUACACGGCUGAGGUGCUGCACGUCCCGUUGUUACUCGCAUGUGCUGCUCCCCACCUUGCCUUGACUCCAGCUUUUGCUUCCCUUUUCCCACUAUUACCCCAGGAUGUGCAUAUCCUCAACUGUGCCCGACCGGACAAGAGGAGGCUGGGAAACCUGGGUGAGGUGGAUGCCACUACCCUAACCCCUGAGCUGCUGCUGACGAUUAGGUGCCUGGUGUCCGGCCUCAGUUCCCUGUGUGAGCAUUUAGGGGUACGGGAGGAGUGUUUUGCUGUAGGUUCCCUCAGUCGGAUCAUCGCUGCAGAUCUGGCCAAUUUUGCUCCCGCCAAGAACAGGAGGAAGACCGCCACAGGCAGGGCAUCAGUGGUCUUUGUGGACAGAACUCUGGAUCUCACAGGGGCGGCUGGACAUCAUGGAGACAACUUGGUGGAGAAGAUCCUUUCAGUGCUUCCCCAGCUUCCGGGCCACAGCAGUGACGUGAUGGUUAACAUGGUGGAACUCACUGCACUGCAGGCCGAGGACGAGAGUCAGCACAUGGUUGCACCCGGCUGUCUCGCACAGUCCAAUGACCCCGCAGCCAAAGCCCUGUGGGAAGCCUUAUUGAACACCAAGCACAAAGAGGCAGUGAUGGAAGUCCGGAGACAUCUAGUGGAAGCAGCAAGCAGAGAAAACCUGCCAAUCAAGCUGAGUAUGGGGAGAGUCACUCCGGGACAGCUCACGUCCUAUAUUCAUCUCUUCAAGAACAACCUCAAAGCUCUAGGGAAUCACUGUGGGGUCCUACAGCUUGGGCUGGCCACUGUUCAAACUCUGAAACACCCGCAGACUGCCAAGUGGGACAACUUUCUGGCUUUUGAAAGGCUCCUUCUCCAGAGCAUUGGGGAGUCGACAAUGUCUGUUGUGUUAAAUCAGCUGCUUCCCAUGAUUAAGCCUUUGAACCAGAGGACUAAUGAUGACUACAGCCCCGAAGAGCUGCUGGUCCUCCUGAUAUAUAUUUAUUCUGUCAGUGGAGAGUUCUCAGUGGACAAAGACCUGGGUGAAGGUGAAGAAAAAGUGAAGAAGGCGUUGGCUCAAGUCUUUUGUGAGGAGUCUGAAUUGUCACCUUUGCUGCAAAAAAUCACAGGCUGUGACUCUUCAAUUAACCUGACAUUUCACAAGUCCAGAAGUGCCAUGGAUGAACUCUUUACUUCGCUUCGGGAUAUUGCUGGAGCUCGGAAUCUCAUGAAACAGUUUAAGUCUGUAUAUGUUCCUGGAAAUCAUACCCACCAGGCAUCCUAUAAGCCAUUGUUGAAGCAGGUUGUGGAGGAAAUAUUUAAUCCCGAGAGGCCAGAUCCCGUUGACAUUGAACACAUGUCCUCAGGCCUCACUGAUCUCCUUAAAACUGGAUUUAGCAUGUUCAUGAAGGUGAGCCGGCCUCAUCCCAGCGACCACCCUCUUCUGAUUCUCUUCGUGGUGGGCGGGGUCACAGUCUCGGAAGCCAAAAUGAUCAAAGACCUUGUGCCAUCCCUGAAGCCAGGAACCCAGGUAAUCGUGCUGUCCACGCGACUCCUAAAGCCAACUAAUAUCCCUGAACUGUUAUUUACAACUGACCGGCUGCAUCCAGACCUUGGCUUCUGA
This is a messenger RNA of Lipotes vexillifer (Yangtze River dolphin), 2055 nucleotides long. It is a transcript of the gene SCFD2, whose product is annotated as sec1 family domain containing 2. The transcript has 9 exons. Gene Ontology annotation, biological process: vesicle-mediated transport. The record is from RefSeq and is a predicted model, not a curated record. NCBI's taxonomy places the organism in Eukaryota, Metazoa, Chordata, Mammalia, Artiodactyla, Lipotidae. The coding region runs from base 1 to 2055 and encodes 684 amino acids.